UCCCGCGGCUAACAAGCAGAGGUUCUGGUUCUGGUUCUGGUUCUGGAUCUGGACAUGAUCGUGAUGGAUCUACUUUUCGUAAUAACUUAGACCUAAUAGAAACCUUCGACAUGGACUCGGCGGACCUGCUCCGGCUGCCCGACGAGGAUCUGCUGAGGCUGGGGAAGGAGGACCUGAUCCGAACCCUGAGGAGCCUGGAGACCCGCAGCUUGGACCUGAUGCUGGAGCACGGCAACCUGAUGAAGGACGUGAACCGGAGCCUGCAGGUCCACCUCCGCGAGAUCCGGAGCCUGAAGGAGGUGAACCAGAGGCUGCAGGAGGACAACCAGGAGCUGCGCGAGCUCUGCUGCUUCCUGGACGACGACCGGCAGAAGGGCAGGAAGGUGUCCCGGGAGUGGCAGCGCUUCGGACGCCACACGGCCGGGGUCCUGUGGAGGGACCUGGUCCUGUACCAGCAGAAGCUGACGGAGCUGGAGGCCGGCCAGGAGGCGCUGAGGGCGGAGAACUUCGAGCUGAAGGAGCUGGUGCUCAUGCUGGACGAGGAGAGGAGCGGAGCCGGCUCCCGGAGCUCCAUCGACAGCCAGUCCAGCAGCCUGCAGCCGCGGGACGGCGGGGACGGGAGCAGCACGUCCAGCGCCGGCAGCCAGGGGAGUCCGGACCACCACCUCCUUCAUCAUCACCUCCUCUUCAAAGAGGAGAAAACUGGUCCUCUCAGGAGGUCCGUGGAUGAUCUGUCUGCCCACAGAGAUGCAUCAGACAGCUACAUCCAGCAGCUGGAGAACAAAGUGAGGCUGCUGGUGGAGGAAAACCAGUUGUUACAGCAGAAGCCCGCUCAGACCUCCAGCGGAGAACGUUCCCCCACGGGGCUCUACCCACUGCUGGGUCAGAAACCAGAAGCUGUUGUCCACGCGAUGAAGGUCCUGGAGGUUCACGAGAAGCUCGACAGGCAGAGCUCGAGGGAAUAUAAUGAAGACCUCAGCGAGAAGGAGAAGGCCAUCGUCAGGGAGAUGUGCAACGUGGUUUGGAGAAAACUCGGCGACGCUGCCGGCUCCAAGCUCUCAGUSCGACAGCAGCUGUCAGGAAACCAGUUCAAAGGGGUGGCGCAGUAGGAGAUAAACCCAACACAGCUCUGCAGUCUGUGGUGGAGAGUGGAAGAACCGCUGCCAGCCUGGAUUUACACUUUAUGGUUAAAGAACGGUGCUGCAGUCCGAGGUCUAACCUGCAGAUCUGCUCKAUGAGGCCACUCUGUGGACAGACGCUGAAAACACACGCAGAAAACAAAGUGUCCACGAUUGAACUCUUUUGUCACUUUUGGAUCAGCUCCAGUUUGAUCAAUAUGUUCAGUUAAAGAAACCUAAUCAGAAUUUAAAAUAAAAUAAACUUCAAAAUAAGGUUUUUGCAUCCUAUAAAGCAUUUUGCUUUUAAAAAAACCAACAAACUGCAGUCAACAUACAACAUAACUGGGUCACAUUCAGUCAUAGAAAAGUCUUCAUGUAAAUCAGUGACGUUUAUAUUUUUAAAUGUUCUGUGUGUAGCUGAAAAAAUGUAUUUUAGCAAAACUACAUCAUGAAGAUGAUGAUUAAAAAGCAAAGAUACUUUUAGAUGAAUAAUAAAGUCUACUUUUUUGUGUAAAUCUG
Austrofundulus limnaeus is the source of this 1637-nucleotide messenger RNA. Its product is annotated as coiled-coil domain-containing protein 85C. Lineage: Eukaryota; Metazoa; Chordata; Actinopteri; Cyprinodontiformes; Rivulidae. The transcript has 5 exons. The coding region runs from base 111 to 1109 and encodes 332 amino acids. The record is from RefSeq and is a predicted model, not a curated record.